Molecule: messenger RNA, 1833 nt
Organism: Coniophora puteana RWD-64-598 SS2
Lineage: Eukaryota; Fungi; Basidiomycota; Agaricomycetes; Boletales; Coniophoraceae
Exons: 8
Coding region: 1-1833 (610 amino acids)
Source: RefSeq, a predicted model, not a curated record
AUGAGCAACAGCUCAAUAAUGGAUGUGCUUACGAACAACAGUUCAAGAAAGGAUUUGCUCCAUGCAGUGCUCACCUCCCCCGACCCUAAGCGUCCCGCCUCGCUAUCUUCAAUUUUCGGACAGCUAAACGAGUAUGGGAUCGACAGCUAUGCCAUCUUUGAUGUUCUGGUGAAUACAUAUGUUCCGCUCUUCGGCAGGAUCAACUUCAAGCUCAGCAUCGUCUGGAGGCAGUUGGGACUCAGCGAUAGACAUCAGCUCAUCCGGGGCUACAUGUCUCAGUGGCAGGCGUGGAACAUCCUAAUAGAAGUAUGCGGCUUAGGAACUAUCCACCAACGACACUUGACUCUUAGUAAACUCAUCAAUGCAAGAGCCUUUGACAUAUGCUUGACAACCUUAAACCAUCGUUUGUUGUUGUUUCGUGGACGAGCGGUACACCUUCUUAGAGCGUCAUGCAGCGAGUCCUUUCUUCCACAAAGACUCCCCUCUCAAGACGUUGCUAUCUUCAUCUCCGCUCUAUGCACCCUUGCGCUUCAAGAUCCGGACACAUUAUAUGGUCAACUAACUGGUCCGGAAUCAGAAAUGCAGUGGAACCUUGCCAAACUUAGUUUUGAAGACCCAUGGAAUAAGAAUGACGAAUCGCGCCACCUAAUGACGAGGCGAUUCUUCGGAGAAUUACAAAUGUUCGCCCUGGAUGCUGCCCGCAUCCUUCUAGCUAUGGGCCUUAAUUCCUCUCCAAGGGCUCGUCUCAAUGUUAUCAAACAUUCGCCAGAGAUAUAUGACUUACUACUCGACUGUGGAAUUCUCGCGCACCUUCACGGAUAUCCGGAGGGGGUGUCAGGGCCAUUGGCCUGCGAGGCUCUAUGCGCUUUCUUCAACUGGCCAGCUGAUACCCUUCCCGGAAUCCCACAUCUCGAGGCUUUGACGACUCUCGGUACGAAAGAUACGAAAGCAAUGAUCCAACUCGGCCAGGCCUGGAUAAACUCUGUAUCUGACUCAGAGGAGACUGAGCGAUGGAUGCGUAGUUACACUGCUACUAAAGCACUUUACAGUAGCUCGCGUUCUCCAUUUACAAAGGAGUUAUACGAGAAUCUUUCCCAGGCAGCCAGUCGUUCUCGCAUAUCUGUUCUCAGAGUAGUCGCAACAUUGACGUAUAACGCCGACGCUGCUGGCAUCAAAAAUGUCGACAUCUAUUCAUUAUUGGAGCUUGCAUAUCAGGGCAGCUUCAAGAUCGUGGCCGGCCCUGACGGGUAUCCUGAUCCUUUCCAUGUGUCUCCCGAGUAUGUUCUCGGCCCGAUAGCUUUUGCUCGCCUUUUGGUGGUGUUGGCACAAAGGAACGCCCUAAACGGUGUACAAUUCCUCCAAAAGUCUCCCCAAGGGCUUUCUUCCACGACAUCUUUGUCCCGUAUUCAACACAUCACCCAUCCUGACAUCAUCAGGCGCUUCAUCAGGAUAUCUGUUGGUCGCAUACGUGAUCGUCUCGCAGAGGCCUACACACUGCGGGACAAGGGCUUCAACGGGGCUUCCGGAGUACCGCACUCAUGCGUUGCUUUUGCGGACGCUGCAGAGCUCGCGGCGGCAGUAGUCGCCUUUGAUAACAUCACAGGCGGUGAUUAUACCCAAGCUGCAUUCCGAGCGCGAUACAUGCUCGUCGUAUGCUUGGGUCAUGUCGCCCAGAUGGCGCUAGAGCUAAAGCAUUACCAACGUGUGUACUUCUGUGCGCUAGCUGCCCUUGAUGUCAAUGAGAAGAGUGCUCGCGACGAGAAAGUUGACAAAAGCCUGGUCAAAGUGUACAAUCAGAGGGCUCAAGAAGCCAAGAUAGCUCUCGGCUUGUGA